AUGGCCCUCCUCCCCGGCCGCAUCCCCCGCGCCACCGACGCGGACCGGCCCUCGCACACGCACGCGCACGCGCAGCACUUCUUCCACGAAGCGGCGGCGCUCUGGCCGGCGACGGCCGACGCCGUCUCGCUGCGCGGCCUGCGCCUGGUCGCGCGCGCGGGGCACGACGUCUGGGGCCGCACAGACCGCGCGCAGCCGGUGGCGCUGUCGCUGCGCGUCGCGGCGCGGGCGCGCUUCGCGGGCGCGGCGGCGGGCGACGCGCUGGACGCGAGCACCGUGCACUACGGGGUGCUGAGCAAGAACGUGUUGGGGGCGCUGGCGGGCGGUGCGGGCGAUGCGGGCGGUGCCGGGUCCGGGUCCGGGUCCGGGUGGCUGAGCGGGGUGGAGGUGGCGAGUCGGGUGAGCGAGGCGGUGGUGAGGACGGCGGCGGGGGGCGCGGUCGAGGCGUUGAGGCUGGAUGUCGGGUUUCCGAAGGCGAGCACGCUGGGGACGGGCGCGGGCGUGGAGUGGAUGGUGUUUUAUGGGGGGGAUGGGGGCCAGGUGGUGGGGUUUGCGCGGCAGUUGUAUGUGAGGGGGAUGGCGAUUCCGACGCUGAUUGGGGUGAAUGCGAAUGAGCGGAUGAAGAAGCAGAUGUGCUUGGUGAGCGUGUGGAUCGACAAGGUGUCGGAGGGGGCGGUUGAUGGGUAUGAUGUGGUGGAGGAUAUUGUGUUGAAGGCCGUUGAGAAUACGGAUUUCGAGACACUUGAGGCACUCGCCGAGAGGGUGGCCCAUGUCUUGUUCAAGUCCUUCAUCGCGGGCGAAUCAUCUGGCUCGAACCUGAGGAUUCGCAUCGAAAAGCCGACAGCAGUGCCGCUUGCCGACUUCCCGGCCAUUGAAAUCUACCGGACUCAAGAUCAGGUGCUAUACGCUUAG
Molecule: messenger RNA, 912 nt
Organism: Diplodia corticola
Lineage: Eukaryota; Fungi; Ascomycota; Dothideomycetes; Botryosphaeriales; Botryosphaeriaceae
Product: folic acid synthesis protein
Exons: 1
Coding region: 1-912 (303 amino acids)
Biological process (GO): folic acid-containing compound metabolic process
Cellular component (GO): cytoplasm
Molecular function (GO): dihydroneopterin aldolase activity
Source: RefSeq, a predicted model, not a curated record